AAUAUUCGGAACCGUGCAAUCCUUACAAAAUACGCCAAAGAUCAAGAUAAGAACACGGCGCUCAGAUGCAGUCUUGGAAACACAUUGGGCGCGCAGGAAACCUGCUGUGGGCCAGAACUGGUUCAUUUCAAUACGACCCGGGUCAGUUUCAACCGGAAGAAGAGAGAGCGGAAAGAGAAUUUGGUUUUAAAAGGAAAGUGAAGAGAAAAUACCAGGAAGGCAACUAAUUGCAAGAAAUGUAAACUGCAGCCCGCUUGCAGAGAGCGGAGCUGGGCUGUCGCAGCCUGCGAUUGCUCCCCAUCCCGCUGCAAGGCAAAUGUAAAAAGGUGGUCAGAUGCCUGUGGAUCCACCACCUGAGGCCUAGUGGCUGCAUGCUGGCCAUGGUAUUGAGGCCUGCAGGGCUUGUUGCCGUGAUUUCGGAAGCAUUUCCCGUUGGACUGCACUCCGGGGAUAAAGUUUUGCGUCUGAGACCUGAAAACGAACAGCACCUUCAAUACUUAAAGAACGUGUCUCAAACUGAGCAGGUUGAUUUCUGGAUACCAACUUGGGUAGAGCUGGUGACUAUAAACUCGAGUGUGGACGUCCGGGUUCCUGGAGAGUGGGUUUCAGAAGUUCUAAGUCAGCUGGAGAAGACUGCAUUAAAAUAUGAGGUAUUAAAUGAAAAACUGCAAAUCUUGAUUGCGGAUCAGCUUGAUCAGAAGUCAUCAGAAGAGACCUACAGUUAUGAAAAUUAUCAUAAUUGGGAACAGAUUGAAGCCUGGACUUCCAAAAUAGCGGAAGAAAACCCACGCCUAAUUUCUCGGUUUGAAAUUGGAAAGAGCUAUGAGGGAAGAAGCAUCUAUCUCCUCCGGGUCGGCAAGAGGACAGGUGUGCUGAAGCCCUCCAUCUUCCUGGAAUGUGGAAUCCAUGCCCGGGAGUGGAUUUCUCCCGCCUUUUGCCAGUGGUUUGUGAAGGAGGCUGUUGCAUCUGACAAAACUGGAUCCCUCUUGAACAGACUUAUCAAUGAAUUGGAUUUCCUGGUUGUCCCAGUUGUUAAUGUGGAUGGUUACGCUUAUACCUGGACUAAUAAUCGAUUUUGGAGGAAGACUCGCUCCAGGAAUCCUGGCACUAACUGCGUGGGCACUGACGCCAACCGAAACUUCGAUGCCAAGUGGUGUACCAAUGGUUCCUCAACACAUCCAUGCUCUAAUGUGUACUGUGGGCCGUACAUGGAAUCUGAAAAGGAAGUCAAAGCUAUUGCGGACUUUGUCCGUAGUCACCGUAAACUCAUCAAAGGAUAUAUCUCGAUCCACUCAUACUCCCAACUCCUUAUGUUUCCCUACGGCUACAACUAUUCACUUUCAGCUGAUCAUGAAGAGCUGAAUGCCCUAGCUCGGAAUGCGGUUGCGAAAUUGAGAAGCCUUCAUGGAACUGACUACAAAUACGGUACUUCAGCAAGGACAAUAUAUAUUGCAGCUGGAACUUCAGAUGACUGGGCCUAUGAUCUUGGCAUCAAAUACACAUUCAUCUUUGAACUCCGUGACACGGGCACGCAUGGCUUCCUGUUACCUGAGUCCCUGAUCAAGGAAACGUGUGAAGAGACCAUGCUGGCGAUCAACCACAUCGCUGCUUACGUUCUCAACCAUCCAUAUUAAACCUUCUAAUGACGGGACAAAGUUAAAGAUAGAUGUAGACUGUCUUUAAAGUUUAGAUGUAGAAUUAAAAGCAGUUUUGAUUUUGCAA
This is a messenger RNA of Pristis pectinata (smalltooth sawfish), 1722 nucleotides long. Its product is annotated as carboxypeptidase B-like. The record is from RefSeq and is a predicted model, not a curated record. Bases 372 to 1634 code for a protein of 420 amino acids. NCBI's taxonomy places the organism in Eukaryota, Metazoa, Chordata, Chondrichthyes, Rhinopristiformes, Pristidae. Gene Ontology annotation, biological process: proteolysis. Gene Ontology annotation, molecular function: zinc ion binding; metallocarboxypeptidase activity. The transcript has 13 exons.